Colius striatus (speckled mousebird) is the source of this 6428-nucleotide messenger RNA. It is a transcript of the gene IRAG1, whose product is annotated as inositol 1,4,5-triphosphate receptor associated 1. Lineage: Eukaryota; Metazoa; Chordata; Aves; Coliiformes; Coliidae. The coding region runs from base 702 to 3269 and encodes 855 amino acids. The transcript has 24 exons. The record is from RefSeq and is a predicted model, not a curated record.
CAUAACAUGAUGUAAACCAUUUCAUCUGUUCUUCCUACUUGCCUAUUUUAAUCAGAAAUGAGUAAGUAGAGCCUUAUAUGCAGUGAACUUGAAGAAUGCUAAUGGGAUGUCUGCAUUAUGUUGUAUGUGGAGUACUUAUGCUAGAAUAGGAAAGUCUUUUAUUCUGUAAUUCUCUGAGGCAAGAAAGAGACUGAAGAGUUACUUUAAAUUUAAACUCUCAUUCUAAUGUUAGACAGCCUGUUGGAUCUCCGAGUUAAAAAUUGCUCUAGCUUUAGUUACUAGAGCCAGAUGUAACAUUGACCUUAAAUGGUAAAAGCUCCCAAGAGUAGAAGAGAGGCUGGCCUGAGAGGAAAAAGAGGAAUAACUGAAGUUUUAGAGCAUUUGAGGUCAACGGCCAAGCUAUCAGUGGAGAUGGAGUAAAGCACCUUUAUCUAAGCCUUCACUAACGCAGCACAGCUGUGACUCAGAGGGUGCAAAAGGCUUGUGCAGACUGAGAUUGUAGGUCUUCAGCCACAUCCAUUCUUCUUGGGACAUGCACCACCAAGGAGUCGAAUGAUUUAUCUAUGAAGACUAUUCCUUAAUUAUCCGGAUGCUGUUUCCUUCUUAGAGGAUUUUUAGAGAAGAUAAUUUGGUCACAGCCAAAACGGCCAUAGUAAUGAAAAAGAAAAAAAAAAUCAGUAAGAUGGAGGAAAUAGAUAUAAAUGGCAACAAGAACGGGUGUCCAUGCUUUUGAGAGAGUGUCAAUAUUCAGUAUUUUUAAUUUCUGUUUAACUAUAUAUUUGUCACAAACUCUUCAGGACACCACUAUUGAAGGGACAACAUGCAGUACACCUUCUAUAGUUCUUCCAGAGAAUGCUGUUACGCCAGAGGGAGAAUUUGAUAAAAAUCUCCUUAACAGGCCUCGUAGUCCUCAUAGGAGACACUCUAACCGUGGCACUAGGAAUCCAACAAGUUCUUUGACUUCUGUUGACAACAGUGGUCAUGUGAUUGAUCUGGUAAAUGAUCAGCUACCAGAUGUCAAAAUAUCAGAAGAAGACAAGAAGAAGAACCUUGAAUUACUAGAAGAAGCAAAGAAAGUGAGUGAGAGAUUUCUAAUGCGCAGAGGCAGAAAGUCAAGAAGCAGCCUUCCAGAGUCACCUACAGCAGUUUCCCCUACACUUAGUCCUAAAGUUUCACCAGUAGCAUUUCGAAGCAACUCUCUCACUCUUCCAGUUCCAUCAGGGUCUGAUACGUGUACAACCAGUGGUGUUGAGUCAGUAUCUCCAGGACAGAAUAACAGAACUGUGAAAGAGGAUGACAGACAAACUGUAGAGAAUGCUGCAAAAGGUUUAAUUGAUCGAAGGCAGAAUGAUCAAAGAAAGAUUUCUCAAGGAAGGCUGGUUCCUCGUUCUGCUGCUUUUGAAAACACCAAAGAGAAGCUUUCAGAACAAAAGGAAAACUUUGAUCCACGUAAACAUAUGGAUACUGUAUCUAAAUGCUCCCCUUCAGGUGGUGAUGGUGGCAGAAUGUCUAACACUCGCAUGAAUGUUUGCGAAAAUGAACUUGGAAAAUCAUUCCUCAAGAAAGCAAAAGAAAAUGAUGUUCCUUUAAGAACCCAUCUACCAGGACCGGGAAUAGGAAAUAUAGACUCAAAGCUAAAAGUUCCUGUUCCAGAAAUGAGGGACCAUAAAGUUUCAUGUAAACCAGAAUUUAAACUGUGUGGACUGCGUCCUCCUCUACUACGGGCUGUUUCAUGGGAUAGUUUGGAGCCUGGACAGAAAGAUAAAACACCUUUAAAAUUACCAUCUGAGGAAGAGAAAAGCUUUGUUGUUGGUAAUAAAUCCAGCAAUCAGUUAAAAGCAUUCAAAGACCUUCAAAUCCAAGUUCAACCAGUUCGAAUGCAGAAAUUGACAAAGCUCAGAGAGGAGCAUAUUUUGAUGAGAAAUCAAAAUUUAGUUGGACUUAAACUUCCUGAACUUAGUGAAGCAGCUGAACAGGAAAAAGGCCCUUCACCUCUCCCUUCCCCCACCGAAGAGGAAGAGACAAAGAAUAGCUCUGAUGUCAUGCCGAGCAUUCCUGAUGUAUUACUGCGAAAACUGCGAGUGCACAAAUCACUUCCAGGAAGCUCUCCUGCACUUACUGAAAAAGAAGUUGAGAAUGUGUUUGUACAACUUUCCUUGGCCUUUAGAAAUGAUAGUUAUACCUUGGAAUCUAGAAUUAACCAAGCAGAGAGAGAGAGAAAUCUUACAGAAGAAAAUGCGGAGAAGGAACUGGAAAACUUUAAAGCAGCCAUUACGUCUUCAGCUCAUUUAUGGCAUCACUAUGAACACAGAGAAGCUUACCAGAAGCUACUGGAGGAUAUUGCUGUUCUGCGGCGUUUAGCUGCUAGGCUGUCUAGUCGUGCUGAGAUGGUUGGAGCUGUUCGCCAGGAGAAGCGUAUGUCAAAGGCAACAGAAGUAAUGAUGCAGUAUGUUGAAAAUCUAAAAAGAACAUAUGAAAAGGACCAUGCUGAGCUAAUGGAGUUCAAGAAACUUGCCAAUCAGAAUUCUAGCAGAAGCUACGGUGCAUCUGAAGAUGGAGUACCUCGUUCGUCUAGAUCCAUGUCUCUCACUGUUGGAAAGAAUAUGCCUCGGAGGAGAGUCAGUGUUGCUGUUGUUCCUAAAUUUAACUCCUUAAACAUUCCUGGUCAGUCACCGACAGCUUCACCCAUACCUUCAAUGCCAUCCCUGUCUGAAUCGCCAAGUAACGGAAGGAGCAAUCUAACGUCUACUCCUGUUCUGCCGGCACUUUUAGAAAAUGGAAAGAGUAAUGGAGAGCCUGACUGUGAAGCCUCCACUUCUGUGCUGACACAGAGUGGGUUGGAAGAGAUCAGUCCUGAAACUAAAGCCAAGAUAGAAGAGGAAGCAUAUAACAAAGGUUAUCAAGAAGGCUUGAAGAAAACCAAAGAACUCCAGGAACUAAAGGAAGAAGAUGAAGAGACACCAAAAGAAAGUCAUGAUGAACAUGAAGAAAGUGAAAAUGAACAUGAGAUAAAAGACCUAAAAAACAGCAGACUUGAAGUCAUCAUUAAUUAUUUGCAUAUACUCUACCCCAAACUGUGUAAACACUGGAAUGUGAUACUACUUGUAGUGGCUGCAAUAAUCAUUUUUGCUGUGGUGUGGGGAAUCUACCAUUCGUACAACUCCUGUGAUGAAAAAUCAGAAGGACCUGAAGGGAAGGCCAGCUGUUCUGCUGCCCGUCAAUAUUCCUGGUGGAACUCAGGAUUUCGACAUGAGCAACCCACUGAAUAAUAAAGGAUCAACCAUGUAGUUGUGGUACCUGAGCAAGUAUGCAUAUUAGACCACUGUUAAAGGUAGAGCUUUGUCUUCCUUAUGGCUGUUAAAUGUGAUCUGUUGGACAAGUGAGUUACUCCACACCGUCAGGUUUGGGGAUGCAUUGUGAACAUGCCUUGCUGAAAUGACAAUCUGAUAAAUAAUCCUCUGUACUCUUAUUGGGAAUGAAUGAUAGAAAUGAAAUAAUAUUGAAUCGUGAUUAAGAUGUGGAAGUAAUCAGCAACCAGUGAGACAUUUAAAAGAAUUGUUUGCACAGGACAUUGACAUUUCUGCUAUGAUUUUGAAGAAAACUGUAAAACCUGCAUUUGCAGUUAGAGUUUUACUUAGCAUUUCCUGAGUUUAUUGGUGAUUGUUGAAGUACUAAUGGCUUUUAAGUCCUUUGGCUUUUAGGACUUUAGGACUUAAGUCCUUUAGGCUUUUUUCCUUAUUCAUGAUUAUUGGGUAGAAAUAGAAGAUCUUCCGUGGAAGGUUAGAAUUGUAUUAUCAGACCAAAUGCCUUGCUGAUAAAGUAAUCUUAUAAGAGAAAUUAUCUGUAUGAUUAUUUAAAUGGAAUAGUAAGUACAUGCAUAAAUGUUUUUAUGAUAUACUUCAGGAAUGGAACCACCACUUCUUUUUAUAAAUGGAGUAUACAACAAAACCUAAAAUGGGGUCAAAGUGGCACACUUGAUAUCACCAAAUACAUCUGGGGACUUCUGAUACAUCAAAGGAACAUGCUUUGCAACAAGUUUGUGUCUGCUGCUCAGAGUCAAUACUGAUUAUAGCAAAAAGUAGUUGCUGUUUGGAUGAUUAGGUUUGUUGCCCAAGCUCAAAAUACAGCAGUCUUGGACGUGGGAAGGAAUCAUUCGAUUGUUUAUUUAUCUAUAUAAAAAAAACAGUCUUCAAACCUCUGUAUACAGGUGAUCACACUAAAGGGACUCUGCCCUGCUGAUACUAGUGGAAAUAGAUAUCCUUUGGGAUCUGCUCUUGGGACAGAGUUCUGCGUACAGCCAAAACCCUACCAGUGACUAGAUGAAUCAGAACAUGAAAGCAGAGAAGACUUGAAAGAAGUAUACUGCAUGUUUUUAGUAGUUCAUUUUCAGAAUCUGAUGCCAAGUAUAUAACUUUUCUGAAAUGCUUUCAAAACUAAGAUAUCAGGUUGUGAUAGAUUAAUCUUUUGUCCAGACUGUUCAACAGUUCUGCCUAUUUGGGAGUUGUGAGUUCUUACAGGAGAAUGUGAAAGUCUGAAAUUUUUAGACAAGGAAUUUCAAAGUUGUGAAGCCAUUAUCUGUAAAAAUCACAUCACCUGGGGCUGAGACCAAAAUGCACAUCACUGAAAGUAUACCACGAGUACCUGCUGAACAUCACUUCUGAUUGAAGAUGGGCUAUAUGCUUGAAUCUAACUGCAACAUCAAAAUUAGUGUUACACUUGAUUGCACCCAUGUCUUGCACUCUUCUGGCAUUUUCUGACUGACUAACAGGUCUGUUUACCAACUAAAGGAAAAGUAUGUUAUGAAGUACUGUAAUUUCAGUUCAGAUGCAGUUAGUAUUGUCUUGUUUUCUUUUGGUAUAAACACUGAACCUCAAGCUGUCAAAGAAAACAUGUUUCUAACUCAGUCAGCAAUUUAAAUCACGUAUCUGGCACUAGUAACAAAUAUCCUGCUGGUGAACAACUGUUUGUUACAUCUUUAGCCACACGUUUCUUAAGAGAUAGUUAUAUGGAGAAAGAAAGGAAGAAAAAAAAAAAAAGAAAAAAAGUCCCAACAGAGCACUAUCACUUUUUUUUUCGGAGGGGAAGGAAACGUAAAAGCAGUUGGGAGGUUUGGUUUUUAUUUUAAAAUAUAUAUUGUUGAAGACUAGUGUGCUUAAGGAAGUUCAAAAAGGAUAAUGGGAAAGUGUCAUUUGGUCUAAAAUUGUAAUUGGUAAAAGAAUAAGGCAGAAGAAGGUUUCUUGCAGAUUACUUGGUAUCUGUUUGCUUCAGUUAGAAUAUCUGACUAUGAAGAACUACUGUGACAUUUCAUGUACUUUUAGUAUUUGAAGAAACUCGUUGGUUGCUCUUUGAAUACUUCUUUAUUCAAGUCAAUAUUUUUAACUUAAUAUUCCUUACAAAUAGCAUUGAUAACUUAAUAAGGCAAUAAAAAUUGAAGGUAAAGAGAUCUGAAGGUUCAGAAUCCUCUGUGCCAAAAAUAUAUAGCACAUAUUUGAUUAUGUGAUUGUGGAAGUAUUGGGCUGCACUGAGGAAAAAUAAUUAACAGUGCCCAUAAUGGAAUGAAUUUGCUCAUAUUUAUACCUGCACUGAUGUGGACUUAACACCUUCUUUUAAGUACGUGUAGAAAUGUAUUGAUAUCAAUAGAAUUCUUGAACUGAUCAAUAUUAAUCAUGUGCUAAGUGUUUUUUGACCAGUGAAUGAAUGAUGUCUCCAUCCUCUCUUGAAAUUCAGCACACUGGCUUCUAGUGGAUUUAGUGCACAAGGGUGAAUUUCAGUAAGCAGCUGUACUGAUUUGGACUGAACUGCUUGCAUGUCUAAUGCCAAUAUAAUUCAGACACAAAAUUAUUAAUUUUACUGGGGAACAGAUUGAAAGAGAUGAAAGAUUUUAAAGGGGAUGAAAAGAUGAAGGUAAAGUUUAUUUUCAAACAAAAGUGUUGUCCUUUUUAUAACUACUUUGAGCAAACUGUCCACUAAAAAUAAUGAACCACAGUGACUAACAGCACACUAAAUAUUUUUGCUUAUUUUUUCAGUUAGUUAAUGAAGACAUCUUUUUUAACAAGAAAAUAGACUGAGGUCAAAAACUGUUCUAAAUGUAAUGCUAUCAUUGGAUAUUAGUUUACUUUAUCUGGAAAAAAAACCCCUCUAAACUUUUCUGUGUUUGAAGAUUACAUCAGAUAACAAGAAAGAGAUCUAUUAUUUAUGCUAUUAACACUGAAAUAGUUUUCUUGAGGUGCAAUAUUUCUUUUUCUGCUUUAACAAGACACAGUUAUUGUUUUUCCUGCACAGCACAGAUGUUUCUAGUAAAAGGAAUUUUAAAAAGGGCACUAUUUUUGUGUAUCAUAUUUAAAUUUGUAAUAUUGUAAGAUUUUGCACAAGUGUGCUGGUAUUGUACUGUAUAGUAUCAUAUACUUGAGUUGUGAAAUAAAAGUAUG